Arachis stenosperma is the source of this 1408-nucleotide messenger RNA. Its product is annotated as probable enoyl-CoA hydratase 2, mitochondrial. Gene Ontology annotation, biological process: fatty acid beta-oxidation. The record is from RefSeq and is a predicted model, not a curated record. Bases 63 to 989 code for a protein of 308 amino acids. The transcript is spliced from 8 exons. Gene Ontology annotation, molecular function: enoyl-CoA hydratase activity. NCBI's taxonomy places the organism in Eukaryota, Viridiplantae, Streptophyta, Magnoliopsida, Fabales, Fabaceae. Gene Ontology annotation, cellular component: mitochondrion.
UGACCUUCUUCAGCAGCAUAGCAUACAUCAUCUUCCAUUGUCAUACUCAGGCUGUAACAAAAAUGGGCGCUUUGAGAGUGUUGAUGAAGAGGUCUCUAUCCACCUCCAAACCCUACCUUACUCCCAAUCACCCAUCGCUCACCUUCGCCAUACUGCAUCAAUACCACAACCGCAGAAAUCUUUUUCUCCACCAUUCUGCUUCUGACUUCGUUAAGUUUCACAAACUCUCUGCCACUGAUUCCGGGAUUGUGGAGGUUAGCUUGGAUAGACCUGGUGCUAAAAAUGCUAUAGGGAAAGAGAUGCUGCGAGGAUUAACUCGUGCCUUUGAAUUUAUUAAUCAGGAAUCAAAUGUUAAUGUUGCCAUGAUCUGCAGUUCAGUCCCUGGCGUAUUUUGUGCUGGGGCAGAUUUAAAGGAGCGCAGAAACAUGAGUCAAUCAGAGGUUAAGGUUUUUGUGAAUUCUCUUCGCUCCGCUUUCUUAUAUUUAGAGAAGGUUUGCAUACCUACUAUUGCUGUUAUUGAAGGAGUUGCACUUGGGGGUGGACUUGAAAUGGCCCUGGCAUGUGAUAUUAGAAUAUGUGGGGAAAAUGCUCUGAUGGGUUUGCCCGAAACUGGACUCGCCAUAAUCCCUGGGGCAGGUGGAACACAACGACUACCUAGAUUGGUUGGAAACGCAAUAGCAAAGGAGAUUAUAUAUACUGGUCGAGAGAUUAAUGGCAAAGAGGCUCUGUCCUUAGGACUUGUAAAUUACUUUGUUCCUGCUGGUGAAGCCUACUCAAAGGCACUCGCAGUUGCUCGGGAAAUCAAUGCGAAGGGUCCAGUAGCUAUAAGGAUGGCUAAAAGAGCUAUCAGUGAGGGGGUUGAUACUGAUAUGAGAUCAGGUUUGGCCUUGGAAGAAGAUUGCUAUGAUCAGGUGCUGAAUACAAAAGAUAGAUUGGAAGGCUUGGCUGCGUUUGCUGAGAAGCGGAAACCAAAGUAUACUGGAGAGUGAAAGUAGUGGCUUAUCUUUGUCUUUGCCGCUACAGAGGAAUGUCUGUCAUUCUGUGAUUAGAGUAAUCUAUCUAUAGCCUUGUGACUAUAUUGCUGGGGACUGUCGCAUUCCCAAACAGCAGAAAAAAUGUAUCUAAAAUAAUGCACAUUGAAACACUACAUUCCCUAUGAAGCAAUAAUAUUCAUCCUUCAUAUUUUUAUCGGAAAAGUUUAGGGGUUAGCACUUUUUUAACAAUCUAGCCAACACUUAAUCAUCAAAAGAAAAGUGAGUGAUCUUCCACCAUUAGAUGUAAUCUCACACCAUUAAAAACACUAUUAAUGGGUAAUUGAUGGUUACAACAUGCAAAACCUACUGGCUCCCUAGCACAGCUCUUUUUUUAUCUAUCUGUCAAAAAAAAUCGGAACCUUAUGCUUAUAAAC